Molecule: messenger RNA, 2846 nt
Organism: Elgaria multicarinata webbii
Lineage: Eukaryota; Metazoa; Chordata; Lepidosauria; Squamata; Anguidae
Product: centromere protein J-like
Exons: 14
Coding region: 31-2649 (872 amino acids)
Biological process (GO): cilium assembly; centriole elongation
Cellular component (GO): centriole; centrosome
Molecular function (GO): tubulin binding
Source: RefSeq, a predicted model, not a curated record
GACAGUGUAUCACAGGUGGCAAGAAGGUCCAUGGAUACUUCACAAGAUGUCUUUGAGCUUCAAAAUUUAGAACGCAACCUAAUCAAUCAAGAAGAUCAGAACUAUGGAUUUCAGGUAACUGAAGAUGUGAAUAGGAUUGGGCAAUGUAAAAGUGAACAUUGUGUUACUGUGGACAAAAGCCCAGAGUUCCAAGCAGAAAUUAUCCCUGAGUUUAAGAAAGUCAAUGAUCAAAUAGUAAAAAUUACCCCUGAACCAGACAGAAAGCAGAUGAACACAUCUGCUAAUUCACGAACUAGAGACCCUAACAGUACAGAAGCAGCUAACAGAUGGAAAGGUAACUUCCCUAGUGAUUCAGUCAGCACAUCUUCUGAUAGUGAAGAUGAACCUAAACACCAUUGCUCUCAGUACCUCAUAAGGCCCAGUACCCAUAGAGCAGCAAGCACAGUCAAGAACAUGGAUCUUUCUGAUGCCGAUUAUGCCACUGAUGAGCCCAGCGGAGCUGAAGAUUACUCCAUGAAAAGCUGUGGAAAAUCACUUGCCAAGAAGUUUGGUCUUCAGGAGCUUAUAGAACAACAGGGAGCCUCCCUUAUUGUAAGCAGUAGCAGCAACAGCAGCAGCGAAUCUAGUAUCAAAGAUAGCAGCCUGAGAUGUGGAAAAACUGUCUCUCCCCUUAGAAAAUCUCCCUUUCAUCCCUCACAAACAAGAGGAGAAAAAGAGCCUGAAACACAGAGCCAGGGUAUUGCCAGCAAUUACAGCAGAGAAUUCAAUCUGCAGCCUCCUUCCUUGACAAGUGAUCUUGUGGCUAGCCUCUUCCCUGUUUUCAAGAACAAAGCAAAACUAGAAGAGCAAGUUCAAAAAAGGCAUGUGAGCAAGUUAGAGGAAUGUGAACAGGAGGUUCCAGUGCCCCACAGAGAAACCUCUCUGCUAGCUCAGAUGAAAGAAGAACAAACAAAAGCAAUGGAUUUUCUCAGAAGACAAAUAAGCCAGUAUGAAGCCAUCAGGUCUGAGAGGUUGCAUUCCCUGGAAGAGUGCAAAGGUGAGGAAGCUCUGAAACUGCAGAAAGCAAAGGCAGAAAUUGAGAAGCAGCCAAUAAUACUUCAAGAGGAGGGAGAGUCAGAGGAAAUACAAAUGUUAAAGCAACAAAUAGCAGGGCUACAGAAGGAAUUUAGGAGAAACGAGACCCGCUGGCAUGUUGCCCAUGGCAAGUUAAGAAAUCAGGUCGAAGCACUGACCAAACACAACCUGGAGCUUCAAAACGAGCUCAGAGUCUCUGAGCCUCAGAAGAUGGAAGCAGAAAGAAAACACAGAGUGACGGAUUUGGUUAUUGGAAAAACAGAAACACCGGUCUUGGCAGCAAUUUUGAGAGGAACAUCAUCCCAAGAAACCCUGGAAGAGAGAUCAUCGCGAGAUAGACAUAAGAGUCCAAGCAAUGUGCCUGUAGGAAGGAGAGCACGACUGGAUGAAUUGGCCCCUAAGGACAGGAAUACACAAACAACAAGAGGUGCACUGCAGAGAGCUGAGUCACUGAAAUUCACAACAGGAGAACAAAGAGUGAAGAGCCCAUCUAAAACCCUUUAUAACACAACUGCAACACCCACAGGUCGGAGGACGCCCCAUCAAAUGCCGUUUGAACUACAGAAAGCUUUACCACAGCUGGCUCAUAAUCAGCAACAAACUCAUGAAAGAGACUCACCAGUGUCUUCAUCUAACCUAACUGUACUCAAGGAUAUUCAUCCUACUUUGUAUGUUGAAGGUACAUACUCUUCCACCUCGGGUAGUUCAGAAGAUGCAGCUUUUUUAACUAGCCAAAACAAUGACAUUUCAAGCUCUGCAUCCUCGAGUAAUGUGAAAAUACAGGUAAAAGAGAAGCUUAGCCAUAAAAGGGCUCAGAGAUCCGAGAAGCCCUCUGAGCAGGUGGCUUCUACAAUCAUCUCCAGGAGAAAGAGUAUAAACUCAAAUGGCAGUAAAGUUGCAGAAAAUAUUCCUACUUUUAUGGAUGCUGAAAGAAAGAUUCCCCCCCUGAAAUCAAUACUGUCUAGAAGAGCAUCACUAUAUGUUGAAAGCAAGGAGGAUGUGGAAGUGAAAGAGAAAACAGAGUAUCCAGAUGGAAAGGUGAAACAGCUGUUCACAGAUGGUCGCAAAAUUAUUACUUAUCCCAAUGGCACAAAAAUGGAGAUUAGCACUGAUAAAAGGACAACUGUUGUUACUUUUUACAAUGGAGAUGUUAAGAAGAUCUUGCCAGAUCAAAGAGAGGUUUAUUAUUACGCGGAUGCGCAGACAACCAGAACUAUUUACCCAAAUGGCUUGGAGGUGGUGCAGUUUCCUAAUAACCAGAUUGAAAAAUAUCACCCUGAUGGUACAGAAGAAAUUAUGUUUCCAGACCAGACAGUGAAACGCCGCUAUGAUGGAGGUCUUGAAGAAACUGUUUUCCCAGAUGGCACAGUUGUCAAAGUAGAAAAAAGUGGAGUUAAAACCAUCCAGUUCCGUAAUGGGAAAACGGAGAUUCACACUGCGCUGUCCACAAGAAGGGAGUAUCCGGAUGGUACUGUCAAGACUGUCUAUGCUAAUGGUCAACAGGAAACCAAGUAUUCUUCUGGGCGGGUUCGAAUCAAAGAUGAGAAGGGGAUCGUCAUCCUUGAUAAGAAGUGACUCAUUCCUCUGGGUGGUUUCUUAGUGUCAUGUUAUAUUAUGUUAUAUUUUAUUUCUGUGCCAUCUUUUGGCCAGAAAAGGCUCAAACAAGUUAAAAUAAAGUAGAAAAUUGAAACAAUACAGAAAAAUACAACUUACAACACAUUAAUUUAAGAGAGCAAUGUAUUAAUAACAUCUUUUAAGAAGCCAGAGGAAUA